AUGACUGAUGAUCAGAAGCGUGAUUGCAAAAAUCACCACAAAGCCAGAACAAUUUUGCUGAAUGUUAUAUCCUACAAUGAACAUGAAAAGGUCACCAACAAGGAAACUGCUAAAGAAAUACUUGAUUCCUUAAAGAUGACUCACGAAGCUGAGGAGAGGUUAGAGGCUCGUUUGGCCAGAGAGGAAGAAGAGAGAGCUCAUAGAGAAGCAGAGGAAAAGGCUAGAUUGGAAGCAAAAGAGAAAGAGAGAAGAGAAGCUAAAGAAAAUACCGCCGCUGAGGCUACUGCUGCUACUGAAGCUGAAGCCAAAGCCAAGGUUGAUGCUGAAGAAGCAACACACAUUGUUGCGGAAGAAGCUGCUAAGGAAAAGGACGUAGCUCUGACUCAGGGUGAAUCAUCUCAUCCUGAGUUUACUCCGCUGGUGUUGAAGACUCUGGAGGAAGUCUAG
Molecule: messenger RNA, 447 nt
Organism: Lathyrus oleraceus (garden pea)
Lineage: Eukaryota; Viridiplantae; Streptophyta; Magnoliopsida; Fabales; Fabaceae
Exons: 2
Coding region: 1-447 (148 amino acids)
Source: RefSeq, a predicted model, not a curated record